Molecule: messenger RNA, 1331 nt
Organism: Nicotiana attenuata
Lineage: Eukaryota; Viridiplantae; Streptophyta; Magnoliopsida; Solanales; Solanaceae
Exons: 5
Coding region: 176-970 (264 amino acids)
Biological process (GO): regulation of growth; gravitropism
Source: RefSeq, a predicted model, not a curated record
UUGACUCAAGAAUACUAUAAGAGAGUGACAAACUAGCUCACACCAAUUUAUUACUACUUCUAAUUAAAGCUCCUUCUCAUUGGCUUCUAGGAUCUGCUUUUACUACUUCUCAACUUUCUUCUACUGUCCACAAAUUACCAACUUCGCAAACGUCAACAGCAGAUUCAUUUUAGAUAUGAAGUUCUUUAACUGGAUGCAUAAUAAGUUAAAUGGGGGACAAGGAAGCAAAAAACCUAAUGCAGUUCCUAUCACAAAUCAAACAAAUGAAGAGUUUAAAGAUUGGCCAGAUUCGUUAUUGGCAAUUGGAACUUUUGGCAACAAGAGCAGUGAUCUCGAAGAAAGUAGACCAAAAACACACGUACAAAAUGAUCAUCAUCACGAGGACGAAAUCCUAGAGAAUUCACCAGAUUUAGCAGAAUUCACACCUGAAGAAGUUGGCAAAUUACAAAAAGAAUUAACAAAAUUAUUAUCCCGAAAACCGGCUGAUGAUAUUCUUCCAUUGGACAGAUUUCUUAAUUGUCCGUCAAGUUUGGAAGUUGAUCGCAGGAUUAGUUCCAGCAGUACUAAUUCAGACAAUUUUGAUUAUGACGAGGAAGAAAUUGACAGAACUAUAAGAGUGAUUAUAGGAAGAUGCAAAGAUGUCUGUAGUAAGCAGAACAAAAAGAAAGCAAUUGGGAAGAAAUCUAUUUCUUUUCUUCUCAAGAAAAUGUUCGCUUGUGCAAGUGGUAAUUUUGGUCCACCUCCUACUUUCCCAGAUCCAUUUCACGAAUCAAGAAUGGAGAAGCUUUUGAGGACAAUGCUUUCCAAGAAAAUAAACCCUCAAAAUGCCUCUCGGACAUCAACAAAGAGAUAUUUAGAGGACAAACAACCAAAAAAGGAAGAGCAAGAAGAGAAAAAACGAGAGAAAACCUGUAAUGAUGGAUCUAAAUGGGUGAAAACUGAUUCUGAAUUUAUCGUCUUGGAGAUGUAGAUAAACUUUUCUGUUGUUCCGUUUGCAAGGAAGGCCAACAUAUUAGGAUACUAUCAAACUUUUGAGAGAAAAUGGUCAAAUUUACCCAUGUACUUGAGGAACUUUGCUCUCCGUUAAACUUUUAGUCUAACAUCAUCCUUGUCAUUAGGAAAAAGUCUCAGUUUUGUCCUUGAGCCCUAACAAGUGAGGCAAAUAUGAGACGUUUUACUAACUGGCAGGGUAAUGUUAAGGUCAAAAUUUUAACAGGGGACAAAAUUACUCAAUUUUAAAUAGUACAAGAAUAAAUUUGGAGUUUUUUCCACCAUCCUAUUUUUUUUAUAACCAUGUUUUGGUUUUUUCUAAAGAAACUACUUUCUUGUGA